Molecule: messenger RNA, 1884 nt
Organism: Dalotia coriaria
Lineage: Eukaryota; Metazoa; Arthropoda; Insecta; Coleoptera; Staphylinidae
Exons: 4
Coding region: 301-1746 (481 amino acids)
Source: RefSeq, a predicted model, not a curated record
AAGUGGUUAUUUAUUAUACAUCAAUUCAAUUAAGUCAAAGGAAGCAAUAACUCAAUCAAUAAAUUUAAAAUGAAGGCAUGUAUGGUAUGUAUGUUUGUAUGAUUUUGAAAACAAAAUUACUCAGUAAUUUAUCCGUAUGCUGAUAAAAAUCAAGGAGAUCAUAUCUUUUUACUAAGCGUAUAAGAUUCUUCGUGUCAGAUAAAAAAAAGCAGUUGUAUUUUGUACCAAUACUUUAAUAAAUCCAAUUAAUUUAAUUAUGAUUCCAUAUAUAACUUGUCAUCUUUUUAAACGGAAAAUAAAAUGCGUGUGUUGCCAAUAUUGUUACUGUUAACUUCCAAUUUUAAUCACAUACGGGGAAAAACAAAUCUGUUGUUUGCAAAUGUUACUGGUACUGGAGAAAAUGCCAAAGUUCAAGCAACGUGUGUCAGUGAUGAUUACAACGAUGCAAUUGCAUGGAUCACAGCACCUUUCACUGAGUUGAUUGAACCUAUUUCAGCAAAUGAGACCUUGCGGUAUAUCAAUUUUAAUUGGGGAAAAUAUGGGUGGAAUGAAGAAGUAGCCUACAACGCAACGUUUGGUCCAGUAAUGGAUUAUACUUGGGAAAUGUUACCAAUUAUUAUAACCCGAUCGGCGCAACUGACACAAAAUUAUAAAUUUGAAAAAUUAGAAGAAAUUAAAAUCAGAAAUCAUUUCGAGCUCAAUUUUUCGUUUUUGGGAAAAUCAAGUGCACAAAUUUAUUUGUGUUCACAUCCAAUGAUAAAAAGAGGUACAUGUUUUAUUUUUAUUGUCGGUGGGUGGAAUGGUCAGGGCAGUGUUAUAAGACGGUGUAGAAAAGGAGCGUCACCAACAAAAUCGGAAGAUAGAUUAAGAGGAUGCGAAAAUAUCGUCAAUAAGAUUGAACAUAAAGCAUUAUUCUCAAUUGACGAAUGGAAUCAAAUUUCUAUUCGAUAUAUAAAUCAACAAUUAGAAGUAAUAACCAACGACAAAAAUUUAUUAUCAUAUCACGCGAAAUAUGAUGGAGAAUUUAACAAUUUUACAAACUUAUUCAUACAUUCAAAUACCGAAAAUGCUCUGUGGAAAUAUCAUAACUGUAUGAAAACAAAUUUUAAUGUGUACUUAGAUAUUUUAUUCAAUUGUUGUAUUAUUAUUUUAGAUACAUAUUAUGAAACUCGUAAACCCUACAUUAAUUUUAUUAAUAGUAAUUGGUUUUAUAUGGCUUCUAAUUACUUAUGUAUUUCGUUUUUUGCCAAUUCUGCGAAAGGUAUUACAUUACAACUGUAUGAUGUUUCGCUAGAGCUUAUUAAAACCAAAUACUAUACGAGUGAUCAAAACACACAAUGGAAUUAUAAAACAUUUUAUUCUGACGUAUAUGAAGAUGCUGAAUAUUAUUUACGCAUUUCCUUUAGUCCUAAUGAUAAGAUAGCAAUUCGAAACAUUGUCAGGCAUUUAGACUGCAAGGGAAGUGAAACAAACAAAUUUCAUUUCUCAUCAUUAGAGUACGAUUUCGAUUCAGCAAAUAAUAUUAAGUGUUCUUCUCUUCGACACAAAAUAACACAAAUUAAAAUUUCAUUGCCAAAUGAGAGUACUGGUGUUUUAUCGAGUGAUAAUCAGAAUCAUUGUAAUAUAUGUACUGAUUUCUACAACACUACAGAAUGUCCACACAGAAUAACGUGUAAUGAAGAAUCAUGUCAUUGUCCAGUCGGAUACACCGGAAAAUAUUGUAACACAAGUAACAAGAACAAUUAAGAAUUAAGAACACAUUCGCAAACAUUACGGUUUAUAUAUUCUUUCAGUAUGCGACAGAGGAAAGUAUGGUUGCAAUUGUGCAUCUGAAUGUGCAAAUUGUAAUUCAAACUUUUGCAAUAAUAUAAAUGGUGAAUGCUU